CUGGGACCAGAGGCGAUCAGAUCCCGCUGCUCCGCCGUCCAGGGAAGACGUCUCCAUUUAUCUUCUCUGACCACGGCAGCCGCUUACACUUGCCUCCCCAAGACAAGGAAAAGACUGCCUCAUGGAACUGACCCAGUGGACUCCUCAGGGAGCCCUCAACCAGACCCAGGCCGACACUGGCCUCGGCUACCUGCUGAGGGACCACAUGGAGGGGAGGAGUGGCAUCAACUCCACCAGGGCCCUGAAACUUUCAGAUGGGACCAGUGCUGCCUGGUACAUCCUCACCAUCAUUGGCAUCUAUGGAGUGGUCUUCCUCUUCCGAUUGGCCAGCAACAUCCUCAGAAAGAAUGAUAAAUCCUUGGAAGAUAUGUACUACUCCAAUUUGACCUCCGAACUCAAAAAGAAAGGUCUCCAAAGCAAGGUGGCCAAAUGCUCUGCACUGACCAUUAGCAACACAGCUGUCCUGCAGCCCAACCAGGCCAGCCUGGGGCCAAAAUAUAAAAACAGUGAGUGCCAAACUGAAAUCCAAGGGAUCCCUUGAAAGCCAAGGCAAGCUGACCUCCACAGAAGAGGCCCAACCUUCCUACAAGGGGAAGCAGAUUUGAGUUUACCUGGAACCUUGAGAGAAGAGUUGGGUCCUUGAGUGGGGCUAGAAGAACAUCCCUGCGGCACUUAAGCUAACGGGAGUGUGACCAAAAGCCAGUGUCCUGUUUCCUUCUCAGAUUUUGUGGCACUUUGAGACAGAACAGCAGGGGCAGCAGCUUCCAGUCAUACCCUUCACUGGGAAAGCUUGUGUUCCAGGGAAGGACUUGGAGCAUCCACUGUUCUCAGAGAAUCUAGGACAUUCCUGAGGAUAUACAUGAAAGUAGCCUCUUAUCAUGGAAAGAAGGCUGAAUUUGGAGUCAAGCGCUCUGGAUUCAAGUUCAACUUCCAGGGGUCACAUGCACUUUGAAUGACUUGUGGCUGUCACCUGGAAUGCACGGCAGUAGGAUAUAUGGUUUCAAAGAGCCAUUCCUUCUAGAGGUUCUCCGUUGAAUACCAAGGCUGUUAAUAGCAGAAAAUGAAGUUUUUCAUUUUCAUUGAGGGUAUGGGGUCCAUUGAAAGGAGCAUUCGUUUUGAAGUCAGAAGAAUCGAACUCUAGUCAAGGAUAACUUGGUGUCCUUGAACAUGCCACCUCACCUCUCUGGAUCUUAG
Molecule: messenger RNA, 1194 nt
Organism: Ailuropoda melanoleuca (giant panda)
Lineage: Eukaryota; Metazoa; Chordata; Mammalia; Carnivora; Ursidae
Gene: SMIM34
Product: small integral membrane protein 34
Exons: 3
Coding region: 122-541 (139 amino acids)
Source: RefSeq, a predicted model, not a curated record